AUGAAGGGAUAUACUAUGUACUUGCAUCUCUUUUACCGUAUUUCUAAUGGGCAACUUGUCUCGGCAAAAUGUUGGGAACAAGACACUCUUGCUGAGAGUAGCUGUGAGGUCGAGCUGAUUGCAGCGAAUACUGGGAUGCAUGAAGCAGUUUGGCUGGAGCAAUUUGCGGAUGAGUUAGGCUUGGAGAAAGAGACUACAACACUAUAUUGUGACUCAAAUAGUGCCCAUGGGCUAAUGAAACAUGCUGAAAAGCUUCGCAGAACCAAGCUGGUCAAUAUCAGUGACCUCAAGAUUCGCGAGUACGUGAAAGCGGGGAGUAAAGCUAGAGCCCGUUAA
Molecule: messenger RNA, 336 nt
Organism: Phytophthora nicotianae INRA-310
Lineage: Eukaryota; Oomycota; Peronosporomycetes; Peronosporales; Peronosporaceae
Exons: 1
Coding region: 1-336 (111 amino acids)
Source: RefSeq, a predicted model, not a curated record